GGGUAAUACGCGGCAAAAAUAAAUUUACUACAUUGUUACAUUUACGACGUCGCAAAUGUAGUAAAUUGAAAUUUGUCGCAAAUUAAAAAUGUCGCAAAAUCUGCUUCUAAAUUUAAGGUUAUGAAACUAGUUGUUUCCAUCGUUUAAAUUCAUUUUUAACGGUUUUUAGAGCUAAGCUGUUUGUUUUUCGUUCGAUUUUUCGUGAUAAUUUAAUUCCCUAGUGUUGUAAUUGUACCCCUGUUGGUACCACAGUUGAUACCAUGAUGAAUACCGAUACCGCAAACUCUGAAAAGGGCAGAAAGCCCCACAAUUUAUACAAGGAACUCGGAUUUGAAUCAUUACAUUUGGACAAUGGAAGAAUGGGAGCUAAGUGUGACACGUGCAACCAUAUUCUAAAAAAUACAGCAAUAUCUCGCCUUCGUACACAUAGAAAAAGAUGUUUUCGCAAGAGCAGUAGUAUUGAUUCUAAAGAAGGUGAAGCCAUAUCAUUAUCGUCAGAUGAUAGUGUGAGGUCUGAAAAUGUAAUGACACCCAUCGAUAGGCCAGUUAGACGGGUUAGACCACUUAACAGGGAAAUUAAUUCUACUGCUGCGUCUACUGGAAUAACUUCUGACGAUGAAACUCAAGAAGUGCCCCAAGAAGUGGUUAUGGAAGUUGAAGUAAACACAAGUGCCCCUCCUCCCCAAUCUUCAUAUAGAGUUUUAGAUAUUGAAAACCUGGAGAUAAUUCCAUCCCCUGUAUCAUCGCCACUACCGAUAUCAUCAUCAGAGGUUGAUGAGUCGUUGGCCAAUCAAAAUCAGCUAUUGGAACAUGGAUAUGCCAAAGAGAAGCGCCAAGGUCGCAAUUUUCCCAUCAAUUUCGCAGCUUCCAUUUCCACUGUAUCCUCAUCAUCAUCAUCAUCGAGGACUGACAUAUCAAGAUCGUCUAAGUUAAUUAAUGGAAAUAAAAAUAACAGCAGGCAAAAGAAGGAAAAAAAAACAAAAAACCUAAGUUCCUUUGUUGACAAAAUGAAUCAAAAUGAAGAAGAAGAGGCAAAUAUAUCUUUGGCAACAUUUUUUUUUGGGUAUAAUAUUCCGUUCAGUGUUGUGGAAAGUGACCAUUUCAAGAAUUUUUUAAAACUUUUACGUCCGGCAUACAAUCCGCCUACAAGAAAGACCUUAUCUUCUACCCUUUUGGAUAAAGUCCAUGAGCACGUGUUAAUAAACAAUAAAAACAGUUUAAAGAAAUCAGCCACAUUACUUAUAGAUGGUUGGAAAAACUCAUCAAAUAAUACAAACAAUGUAGUAACAAUGCUACAAACUCUUAAUGGUGAAAGUGUGUUUCUUGAAUCUUAUGACUUUUCAACAGCCAAGGAAACGGGUGAAGCACUUGCAGAAGUCUGCAAUAACGCUCUUAAAAAGGCAAAAUCAGCAUACAACUGUGAAAUUUACGCCGUAGUCUCUGAUAAUGCUUCGAAUAUGGUAAAAAUGGGUCGCCUUAUAAAUUUAUGGCAUAGCACUUGCAGCAGUUAUACAGGUAAUCUCCUUGUUAAGGACAUAGUAGAUCAUGACGUCAUGAAAACUGUGACUCUGGUGUUAAAAGAAUUUAAGCACACAACUUUAGAAAACAUGAUUUUACAGAGAGGGGGUUUAAAAAUAGUCUUACCUGUUGAGACACGUUGGUGCUCUCAUCGUGAUUCUUGUGAUUCCUUGCUGAAAAACUUACGGAUCAUGAAACAAGUCGCAGCAGUCGCAGCUGAAGAACAUACUAAAAUUAGGGCUGAAGUUACAUGUUAUCUUUACAAUGAAGAAUUUAUAGAAUCCGUAAAAGCAACAGUAGCUUUGCUAGAUCCAAUUUGCAAAAUUAUUAACACAUGUCAAAAUAAAUCUACUUCCAUUGCAGAUUCCACAGAGGAGUGGUUAACAUUGAACAAUCAAGUUAAGGAAUCAGAAAGUUACAAUGAUAAGAUUAAAAGAUGUGUAAAGUCACGAACGAAUAUGGCUUUAAACAUAUAUAGCUUGGCAGCAAACUAUUUACACCCCAAUUAUAGAGGAAAUUUGUUAAGCAAAGAACAGAAACAAAUGGUUCAGGAUUUCCUUAUUAAUAGUUUGGACUCCGAAGAGAGCUUGGAUGGUCUUAAUGCUUUUAUUAGAAAUGAGGGUAUUUUUGACACCCUAAAAAAGAAGGCACAAAACAUUUCUGUUUCAACAAUUUGGGGUUUAGUAGAAACAAAAUAGGAAGCUCUUUCAACUUUGGCACAAAAGUUACUAAGUAUUCCAGCUUCAUCAGCUCAGUUGGAGAGAUUGUUUUCUAACUGGUCUUUUGUCCACUCAGAUUUGAGGAAUAGAUUGACCAAAGAAAAAUCAAGCAAGUUGGUUUCAGUUUAUUAUUCCCUUAAGCUUAAGGACAGCAAUGUUUCAGAUCAAUAUUAAUAUUAAUACCUUAUUAUUAUUAUAAUAAACGUGUCUUAGUUAUAUUAUUAUAAGUUGUCUAUCCCGUCCAGAAUUAAAACAAUUUUUUUUCUUAAAAAACUGUGUUUUAUGGAUUUUAAAUCCUUGAGAUUUUCACUUUCAAUAGUUUCAAUGUUUUCUUUCAUUGAAUUUGUUACAUAUUGUCGCAAAUGUAGGUAAUAAAUUUUUUGAACGCGUCGUAAUAUACAUUUGCGACAGUCGUAAAUGCCGUCGCAAAUGUACAAUUUGCUACUUACCCAACCCUGAUCUUAGUACGU
Molecule: messenger RNA, 2707 nt
Organism: Anthonomus grandis grandis
Lineage: Eukaryota; Metazoa; Arthropoda; Insecta; Coleoptera; Curculionidae
Exons: 3
Coding region: 261-2216 (651 amino acids)
Source: RefSeq, a predicted model, not a curated record